Cadophora gregata is the source of this 2777-nucleotide messenger RNA. RefSeq lists its product as uncharacterized. The transcript is spliced from 3 exons. The coding region runs from base 59 to 1246 and encodes 395 amino acids. NCBI's taxonomy places the organism in Eukaryota, Fungi, Ascomycota, Leotiomycetes, Helotiales, Ploettnerulaceae. The record is from RefSeq and is a predicted model, not a curated record.
CUGAGAUGCGGAUGCGGGGUAUUCUCCGUCGGAUUGCAAAUCUUAUCAACAUUGUAAGAUGGUAAAGAAAGGAUUGUUGGCUGAUGAUCUUCAUGAAGCUAACAUCUCCUGCAUCACGCUACUUCAGCAUCAAGCCAGAGAAAUCUUUCGAGCCAUGACUACACCGGGCCGCACACAUCUCCCUUGGGAAACACAGACAGGGCAAGUCCAAGAGCUCUUGAAUUACAUCAGCUUUCUGGAAGCCAAACUUCAAUACCUUCAAUUCCACCAUGAGACAUGUGACAAGGGGAGUACACAAUUACCACUAUCUUUCAACGAUCUUUCGUACAUUCCUCCAGAUCUCGUCGACGCCAACGAUUCUGACUUCUAUCCUUCAAUCGCUUUGGAGUAUCAGGAACCACUAGUUAGCACCAAUGAUUCGCAAAUUGUGCAACCGACACCAAAGGUACCUCCUAGUAAUGCCAGAUGGAGACGUAUUAUAGACCAAAUGACCAAAGGAUGGGAUCAACCGAGUAGUUGGAUGGACAGACGGAUCGCGAUCGGUCUUGAUACCGUGGAGGAGAAUCAUUAUGCUCUAACCAUGCUUCUUGGUCUCAAGAAUGAGCUCUCUGGAGGUCACGGAGCCGGAUCCGGGACAGAAAUAUUGGACUUUCCCAUGAAUAACAAAGGGGUUUCUGAAACUUUGAUUAUGUCCGCACGGCGUUAUGCGUUGGGAACAAAGGCGUCGGAACGGGAUGCUGGCUUUGUGGUGCAGCUGCAUAACUUCAGGGAAUUGGUAUUCGCUUCCCUCUGCGUUGUUAUCGAACAUCAAGGCCUACCCACAGAUGCUAUCAAUGACCUGAUGCGGAUAUGUAUGUCUAGCUCUGGCGCGGCGAAUUUAUACCGCUUGAGGAGGGGUGCUCUCUGGGUCAAUCGAGUCAUCGCAGGGUUGAUCAGGAAAGGCUGGCGUCACUGCGCUACUGAAUUCUUCCUACUCUCAGGAAGGCCUGUUUCCCAAUAUGGCCUAUUGUGGGAGGGAUGUGUUCAUUCGUUCCCAUACCUUAGCGAAAGACUGGCGUAUAUCUACGAGACCGUCGAGCAGCCCUUGCCUGAACCUGGUUGGAUACCAUUCUCGAUUCCUUCGAUCAUCAAAGGCUUAGUCGGUGAUGCGUUGACGCUUGGUCAGAUAUGCACAGCACUGGAUUAUGAAGAAGAAUCACUCUCGAAGCUCUUUCUGGAUGUCAAUCAAAUUUCUGCAGUUACUUAGCUAAUUCUAGCGAGCUAGAGAGUGAGAUUUGUUUCCAUUCUGCAGCUUCGAUCCUAGAAGGCAAAGAAUCUUUUCUGAUAUCGGGAUUCCCAGUAGCGAUGUCCAGGGUUUACAGAUUCCCAAAAUUUCCUUCCCGUAGCUACCCCUAUGAAGGCUUCGAAAUCAUAAAAUUCUUUAGCCUUCGUCUAAAAGCUUUCUGACUAAAGUCUCUAUCUCAAAUCAUUUCCAAAGCUUCUCUCAAUGCUGCUCUCGCCGACUCUCGGGCAUCAUGGACAAUAUCCUCUGCUGACUGAAUCUCGUGAAUGAGGCCAAUCCCAGUACCUGCGUAAGUUGUCAAUCUUCCAUCUCGGCCCCAGCCUUUGUCGCCUUGCUGCAUAGCCUCUUUGAAUUUCGCUUGAUUUUCUUCAAAAGGAACCCCGGCAUCAGAAUCCUUCGUGCUGCCGUUGAUAAUACUGCGGCCAUCAAAUUGAGGUGGCCAAUUGUUUCUUCCAGCCAAGGCAUCAAAGAGAGAUGUUCUGACCGUCGAUUGUCCUCCAUCUGUGGCUCGCAAAAUCUCGUUCUGGUACCCAGCAGCAAUAUUUGCCUCCUUUGAGGCUAGAAAUCUAGUACCCAUCACAGCACCAACAGCACCUAACCCAAGCGCCCCAGCUACGCCUCUCCUAUCUGAAAUGCCACCAGCAGCAACAAUCGGAAUGUCCAAGUCUGCUACUUUCAUCGCAUCCUUGACUUCCGGAACCAAAGAGACAAUUCCAGCUCCUUUGGCAAGACCAUGGCCGCCAGCAUCAAUACCUUGAAGAACGAGAACGUCCGGAGGACUCGACAACUUUGCUGCCUCGGUGGCAUCGCGAACCGAUCCAACUUGCAGCCAAAUCCGAGUUUGUGGAGAAACUUUGCGAAUCUCUUUCAUCCAUACCGAGAGGUCAUCCGUCCCAUCCCUCGGCACGAACAGCCAUGCUGCAGCUGGUCGAUGCUUCGCGAUUGAAGGCAGCGCAACCUCCAGAUUCGCAUCGAAAAUCUGGAAACCGACCCCUAUUGGCAGCCUAUCCUCCAAGUCCGCAGAGGAAAUGUAUAGUCGUGAUUUCUGCGACUGAAGUCGUUUCUCUAGUAAUUCCCGAGCUUUUUGUAGAGCUGGCUCAAGAUCUUCGGGUGAUUUUCCUGGACCGAUGAAGCCGAUUCCGCCAGCCGAGGAUACCGCUGUUGCGAGCUCAGGGCCACUGAAAACUCGCAUUGGAGCACCGAUUAUGAGGGGUGUCGAGAUCCAUCGGUAUGUGGACUUUAAUAACUUGAUUGAAGAUGCCAUUGUGAGAUAUUUGGAAAAAUUGGAAAGAGUCUGGAGAAAUUCGGAUCCGUUUUAUGACUCAGUUAGCCGCGGAGUUGUUGAUUGGGGCUUGCCACUUGGAACCAAAGUGUGGGGUAAUAGUCAGCAGCGAGGUUUAGCUCUGCUAGGAAUGAAUCUGACAGACACAUAGAAAGGAGACUUGUAUGGUUUGACUAAGAUGAUGUAAGAUGUGCCUGAAUGACUAAACCAUGU